Eucalyptus grandis is the source of this 1493-nucleotide messenger RNA. RefSeq names its product protein SIEVE ELEMENT OCCLUSION B-like. The transcript is spliced from 5 exons. Gene Ontology annotation, biological process: phloem development. Bases 62 to 1126 code for a protein of 354 amino acids. Lineage: Eukaryota; Viridiplantae; Streptophyta; Magnoliopsida; Myrtales; Myrtaceae. The record is from RefSeq and is a predicted model, not a curated record.
CUUCAUCCUUUUGCUAACCUCACUUGAUCUCUUGCUUUCUCCCUUCCGCCGUCGAAGAUACAUGGAUAAACGGGCAUUGUCCGUCCCCCCUCGCAGCGGCGGCGGCGGCGGCGACAGCAAGCCGAAGACCGCGCUCACUGUCCACAUCAGCGACUUAUAUCAGUUCAUAGAGUCGGUCAUAGGAAAAUUGUCAUAUGAUCACACCAAAGAAGCAAAAUGCAAAGUGGAUGAUCUCCUUGGAAUCGUCAAGAACAUCAUUUCUGUCACAACCCAGCUUGUCGACGCAACCCAGCUCCUCGAUAGGGAAAACGUCCCCAAACGGGAUCUUCCAGAGGCCCCGGACACCAGUAUGCAGGGCGACAUUUCACGGCUGAUCGAGUUCAUCAGCUGUCAGAUGACAUGCCCCAAGGAAUACAAAAAUAUGGAAGAGAAGUGGAACGAGAUAUUCCAGAUGGUAGGAAGCUAUCGAUGGACCACCCAAGUCCUGCUUGUCCUCGCGGCCUUCGCUCUGCAAUACGGCGACUUCUGGUACGCCUCCGAAGCUCCCCCUGAGGACAGAAAUGCCAUGUCCGGUUACCUUUGGAAAGCCCUGAGCCCAUUGAAGAAGAAGGCCAUAUCCGACGGCAACAAGGUGGCGAUAAAACCUCUCAACGAUGUGGUCAAAGACCUCUGUGAGUGGACCACUUCCUUGUUUGAUCUCAUCCAGCUGGUGUAUGAGCACCGUGGGAAGCACCUGCCUGAAUUGGCAAGUGCAUUCCAAUCAAUACCUUGGUGGAGCUGCGAGACCAUCAUCGCCAUUCUGGCUGCAGCGAACAUUUUCGCCCAGAUCAUCAGUGUCAAUACAACGUUUACACAAUCAGAACUGGAGAUUCUCAAGUUGAGCGUCUCAGACAGGAUGAAAGCUCUUCGCCAAAAGGUCGAUGAUUUGAGGAGACUAAUAGGCAGCAUGGAGGAAUAUCAGAAGUACGUGAAAUAUGUCGAAGCUCCUGUGGAUAUUGCAGACUGUCUGAGAUUACUGCUUGAGGACGAUUCCAAACAAAUUCCAUUUGCUCGUGGUCCCAGUAACACGCCGGUUUGCCCUCUGCAGAAUCUCCUUUUUUUGCCUCUUCUUCAAUCUAUUUUCUAGGAAUUCCAUGCAGUGGAAUCGUCAAUUUGAUUGUGUAGGGAAAAAAAAGAAAUGAGUGGAUCUCACUUUGGUCGUAAGAUCUAUUAAGCUUUUACUUUUACUAAAACAAGAAAUAGCAACAACUAGAGGAAGGUGAAAGCUGGAGUUCAUGUAAUGUUGCUUCAACACGCAAGCUUUUGUUUCUCAUUCAUCAUAGAACAGAACAAGUAAAUACGACAUUUGAGCUUUUACAUGAUUCUUCUCUUGAGCUCUAUUUGUUUCGUGAAAAUUUAAAAAUUUUAAAUAAUUUUUCUAGAAAUAUCGUUUGCAUAAUAUGAAAUAAUUGGUCAGUCAUGGACUAUGAAAAUAUAUUUCGUUUAUUUAUAUU